UUGCCUAGAGGGCAACAGAAAAUUACAACUGGCUCACCUUGGUCUAAUUUCCCCUGUGAAAUUAUCCAGAAAAACAAAAUGCAGUUUUUGUGCCCAAUUUACUUAUAGCACUACUCUUUACAGUUUCAAGACACAACAGUUGGAAGAUAAGAUGUAUUAAUUUGAAUAUGUGAAAGUAGGGAACAAAGAGCCAGACACUAGGUUAAACCUUCAAUGCCUGUACACACAAAAAUAAGAAGUUUAUAUUCAUUUCUCUAAACGCAAUCUAUGGAGAUUGUGAAAAAAAAAUAAAUAAAGAAAAACUAAACACAAAUCAUUAUAUGAGUUCCAAUGGCUUGGAGCUCAAAAUACAUUAAUUUUCUUUGCUCAAAUGGGGUUUUUUAUUUUGAAAUCGUCUGCACCGGUCCGCCAUUUGGUGUUUUUUGGUUGAUGCAGCGUUCACACUAUGGAGUGGGAAUAGCUUCAGGGAGAGAGAGAAAGAGAGAGAGGGAGAGAGACAUACAAACAUACAUACGAUAAUAGACUCAAGAUGAGUUCUCAGCAGUUUCCCAGAGCUGCAGUGCCUCCUCCUGGAGCUGGACCGGGUCAGACGUCUACUGACAGCAGCGUGCUAGGCACACAACCAGUAGGCAGUGAAGACAGCAGUCGUGAAGUGGAUCACUCUCAGGAUCCUCCGGCUGGCAGCAGCAGUGGCAGUGCAUCGUUCCGUGAUGAGACGGUGGUGGUCAGGCCCUACCCACAGGUCCAAGCUCUAGGCCAGCCUCCUGCUCUGCCCCAGCAUGUGCCUAUCCAGCCCAGCCCUUCUUUAACUGUGGCCGCCCCGUCAGUCCAGCUACUGCAGGGCCAGCAGUCCAGUGUCAGCGAGGGAUCAGUGAAGGCUGCCCUGAAGUCACCUAUGCCCAGUCGUCUUAUAGCACCUGCUCCGGCCGUUAGCCAAGGUCAUAUACCUGUUCCAGCCUCUAUACCAGUGGGACAGAGUAACCUGCAUCAACUAAUGGCCACUAACGUGCAGAUCUUCAGGGGCAGUGCACCUGCGCUACAGAUCGCAUCGCCUGCUCCAUCCCAUACUUUCACCUCCCAUCUGCCCAGAGGCGCAACUGCUGCAGCUGUCAUGUCUAGCACUAAAGGCCCUACUGUUCUCAGACCAGCCGGAGGAGGAAACACAGGCCCUAGCCAACCUGCAGCUGUGCAGCACAUUAUACAUCAGCCUAUUCAGUCUCGACCUUUAGUAACCACCUCGACUGCUGUUCAUCCCACUGUGGUGGCUCCCAUCCCAGCUGCUAGAACCCAGUCCCCAGCCAUCAACACCCCUGUCACACAUGCUGCAGAGAUGGUUCAUGGGCGACCAGUAACCAUUCACCCUCCACCAACCACCAUCAACAUCCAGCGCCCCCCCACUUCCCGGGAAACUGGUACGCGCAUCACUCUUCCCUCCCACCCAGCUAUUGGACCCCAGAAGGCCCAGCCGCCUCACACCGUCACACAGAAACCGAUCUUCAACACUGUGACCCCAGUUGCCGCCGCCACUGUUGCUCCUAUCUUAGCUACCAACACUGCUUCAUCAGCCACCACUACAGGCUCUUCACCACGUACUCAAAUGACCAGUAGCACUAUUGUCACCAUGACAAUGGCCUCUCACUCCUCCCAUACUACAGCUGUGACCACCUCUGCCAUCCCUGUCGCUAAAGUGGUUCCUCAGCCGAUUCCCCACACUUUCCCACGCAUCCAGCCAGAGUACCCAGGGGAAAGAACCAACCUGAUUCCCAUCCCAGGUCAUCGCUCUUCUCCAAACCCUGUCACCAUGGAGGUUCGCAACGAUAACAGGCCGCCAGUGCAGUUUCAGUACUUCUUACCCACAUACCCCUCAUCCCCAUAUCCCCCGACCCACACCUACACCCCCAUUACCAGCUCGGUCUCCAACAUCCGCCCUUACCCAGUCACGGCUCCAUCUCAGAGCUCAGCUCUUCCUGCUCAGGCAGGUGUUGGUGUGGCCACCACUGUGCACUUGAACCCCAUGCAGCUGAUGGCAGUGGAUCGCAUCGGUCUGCAAUCUGCCCAGAUCAGCACUCAGAACAUCCAGCCAGCCUCUAUGACUCCUCAGGGCAUUCAGCCUGCACCAAUAGGUGUUCAGGGGCUGCAUCCCACUGCACCAAUCAGCACCCAGAGCAUACAGCAGGCUCCAGUCGCCACACAACAGCCACAGUCAGAAGCAAAACCACCAGGUGUUGUUUUGGCUGAAAGUCCAGCUUUUGUCACAAAUCCAAUCGGGAGCACUUUUAGUGGCACGCAGCCUGUCACUACGAUGGUGCAGACACACCCCCAGGGGGUGGCUAUAGGUGCACCCACACUUGUCUCCUCCCCCCGACCUAGCAUCCUUCGCAAAAAACCUGUGAAUGAGGGGGCAGUGCGUAAAAGUCUGAUCCCAACGCAGCCAAGUGAACAUAACGCUGGCCGGGUGGAUAGUGGGAUAAGGCUCUCGGGAUCCCCUCGCCCAGCGGGAGUGAAGCCCAAAUCUGAUGUUCAUGUUGCAAUGGCGCCCCCAGUCAUGGCAACCGUGGAGGCUUUUCCGAGUCACGGAGGUGAGCAGCAGGCACUGUCCACUCCUACCCAGCAUCACUCACAGGCAAUUCCAACUCUUCUGGCUCCACCAGCUCCAACACCUCCCUCUCAGCCCACUGCCGUUCUUUCAGCCCUGCCUGCAGCCAUGGCUGUCACUCCCCCUUUGCCUGCCUCCAUGGCCAAUGCAGUGGCUUCUCCCACUCAGCCAGCGGCCACCAGCACUGCUGCCCUGAGCUCCACCCUUCCAGAGGUUAAAGUGAAACAGGAAACUGAGCCAAUGGACACUACACAAGCAGUGCCCAUGGCUCCUUCUUCAACAGGUCCAGCUCCAUCCCUCUCCUCCCAGGCCUCCAGCCUGGCCAUAUCUUCUCAACCCGGAGACCUCCUGCCCGGGGCCUCUCCAAGGAAAAAACCCCGCAAACAGCAACAUGUGAUCUCCACUGAGGAGACUGAGAUGGUGGAGACCAACAGCACAGACGAAGAGAGAGUUAGCAGCCGAGCUCCAGGAAACAGACCUGAAAGGUCUCCACCUAGGGAAUAUGUUGAUGAGGAUGGUGUUCGUUAUGUACCAGUCCGCCCUAGACCUCCCCUUACUCUAUUACGCCAAUACCGUAACCCAUGGAAGGCUGCCUAUCACCAUUUCCAGAGGUACAGUGACAUCAGAGUCAAAGAGGAGAAGAAAGGAAGCCUUCAGGACAUGGCCAGUCAGAGAGGAGUAGCAUGUCGAGCUCAGGGCUGGAAAGUGCACCUGUGUGCCGCACAGCUGCUACAGCUGACUAAUUUGGAGCAUGACGUGUACAGCCGGUUGACCACCCUGCAGGAAGGCCUCAUCCCAAAGAAGAGAGCUGGAGCUGACGAUGACCUGCACCGCAUCAAUGAGCUCAUACAGGGCAACAUGCAGCGCUGCAAGCUUGUGAUGGAUCAGGUGGCUGAAGCUCGCGACACCAUGAUGAAAGUACUGGACCAUAAGGACAGAGUCCUGAAGCUGCUCAACAAGAAUGGAACUCCCAAGAAGAGCUCCAAAUUAAAGCGCAAGGAGCGGGCAUAGAUACCACUCCAUGGUCUUAAUCUUUGUCCAUCAGCAUAGUCGAACACAGAAAUGCUCUUCAAAAGCUGAACCUGUCAUGGUUUAUCAGGUUGCUGUGCACAAUCAUCUACUUACUUUUACAGUCUCAAAGAGAGAGAAAGACGGUCAUAAACCAUCAAACUGUUUUUACAGGAUCUGCUGCUUACUGUGGACUGUCAGACUGUCCAUUGGGUAUGAGGCAGCCUGGUUAACCAUUCCAUUUUAGAAGAAACAUUUUGUUGUCUGUUUUUUUGUUGUUGUUGUUGUAGAGGCAAUGCUUUUUCUGUAAUGGACUUUAAAUAUCAGAAAGGUCACGUUUGCUAGAUGUAACUUUUGUAUUUAGUUUGAAUCACACCAAGUACACACUGUGAACAUGAGUGUGCUAGCUUUCCAUGUUUUGGUGCCUUGUAACAUGGGUGAAACUGGGGGAUUUUUUUUGUGCGUUAAAUACAAAAGUUAAAGUUAAUCACUUUCAGAUUAGCCAGAAAUUAAGUCCUCAGUGAAAAUAAAAGAGUCUUGUACUAACCAGAUAUGAUUCACUCUAACCCUUCUAGUUUUUUUAAUCACUGUAAACAUUCAAGCUCUAACGUGACUGAUUAUAGAACAAAGCAGUGAAAUGUGUACUUGAAAGAAUCAGUAUAAUUAUGUGAAUUUAUCAUAAGAAUGUGUGGAUUGUUUUAUGUUUCAGUGUAAGAAGUUUGUUCUUAAUGGAAGUGACGUGGUUUUCACCGAGUCUUUUUUUUUUUUUUUUUUUUUUUUUUUUUGCUGUUUUACAGAUAUAAUGUUGUUCUGGGUAUGAAUAAUAAUUUGGACGUUUUGUACAUUUUUUUUCAUUCUUUUAUUUUUCUGUGUGUACUCUAUUAUGUGCUAUUGCAGUAAAACUUGAUACAUUUAUAAAGAAUCUUUAGUGAGUACAUUUGGUACUAAAUGCACUUAAAUAAAAGAACUUAAGAAGUUA
This is a messenger RNA of Cyprinus carpio (common carp), 4583 nucleotides long. Its product is annotated as histone deacetylase complex subunit SAP130-like. The record is from RefSeq and is a predicted model, not a curated record. Gene Ontology annotation, biological process: negative regulation of transcription by RNA polymerase II. Lineage: Eukaryota; Metazoa; Chordata; Actinopteri; Cypriniformes; Cyprinidae. Gene Ontology annotation, cellular component: Sin3-type complex.